GGAGGAUCGUCAGACACACGCAGAUGCACGGCUCCUGCACUGCUUUUCCAUCCAGCACAAACUGGAAGAUUUUUUUUAAAUGAACACUGUUUAACAAAGAGCCUUUUGAGCACAUUUGGACGUUCUUCAAUAACAAGCCUUGUGCCAUCGCCGUGCGCAACUGGACAGGGUGUCGCGGAGCGGCUUUUCCACCUUCACAAAGUACCUCUGUGGUAAAUGAACACUUUUCAUGACUGGAUUGCGGGACUGGAGUGAUAAGCAGUAAGCAGGUUUUGAAUGUCUGAGGUUUGUUCAUUUUCCUCAGCACUCAUCGUGUGACGCUUUUCUCUGUUUGCCUUUCGGCGACAGAAGCAAAGUUCCGCAGGCGCAGUUAUUCUCCUCCUCCACAGCGGUGCGGGAGUCCGGCUCGGCUGUUGCGGUGCUACUUGCCAGUAGACAGAUAGCAUCGGCGGUAGGUGGGGAUACAGAGACUCCUGCAGGCUAAUUGUAGCAGCCUGUGUUCGCAGGUUUAAUACUGAUCCGCCUGUAAAGGACUGGGGGCUUCAUCCUCACCGAGCCGCUCUCAGAGUUGUGAGUAACAGAAAGAAAAAACCUGAGAGAAUGUUGCACCAAGUACAAUGAGCGUAAAUUUGUCGCAGACAUCAAAAUCCAUAUAUGCUCCGUCGAAUUCAUUUUUGAUGAGCAAUUCUGAGUCGUCUUUGGAAUUUUAAAAAGUGGAUCCCGCGACUUUACAACCAUGCGAAAUACUUGGCUGUCUCCCCGGAGUGCGAUUUGGGAAUACUGGACAUUGCUGAUUGCAUGUCUCUUUUGGAUUCACUACUCUAACGGGAUGCCUCAUGUUAUUCGAAUAGGUGGGAUUUUCGAACAGACCGAUGGACCCGUUUCACUUGUUAGUGCGGAGGAGCUUGCCUUUAAAUUUGCUGUCAAUAGCAUUAACAGAAACAGGACUUUGUUGCCAAACACAACAUUAACAUAUGACAUACAGAGGAUUAAUAUCUACGACAGUUUUGAGGCAUCGAGAAAAGCUUGUGACCAGCUUUCUCUAGGUGUAGUGGCAAUCUUUGGGCCCUCACAUAGUUCAUCGUCAAACGCCGUGCAGUCAAUCUGCAAUGCGUUGGAAGUGCCGCACGUCCAGGUGCGAUGGAAACAUCACCCCCUGGACAACAGGGACAGCUUUUAUGCCAAUUUAUACCCGGAUUAUUCUUCACUAAGCUAUGCUAUCCUGGACCUGGUGCAGUCUCUCAAAUGGAAAACAGCCACCGUCGUAUAUGAUGACAGCACAGGGCUUAUAAGACUACAGGAGCUUAUAAUGGCCCCGUCCAGGUACAACAUUAGGCUAAAGAUCCGUCAGCUUCCUCUCGACUCACAGGACACGAGACCCCUUCUUAAGGAAAUGAAGCGGAGCCGGGAGUUUCGUAUCAUCUUCGACUGCAGUCACCAAAUGGCUGCACAAGUCCUCAAGCAGGCGCAGACCAUGGGGAUGAUGACGGAGUAUUACUCCUAUAUCUUCACCACUCUGGACCUGAUGGCCAUUGACCUGGAGCCAUAUCGAUACUGUGGUGUCAACAUGACCGGCUUCCGCAUCAUGAACGUGGAUAAUCCCCUGGUCGCAUCCAUUAUGGAGAAAUGGUCGAUGGAAAGGCAGCUUCCACAUAAACCUGACUCAGGCCUGCUGGAGGGGGUCAUGACGACAGAUGCGGCUCUGACCUAUGAUGCAGUCCACAUUGUAUCCGUCUCGUACCAGCACGCGCCACAGAUGACCGUAAACUCGCUGCAGUGCCACCGCCACAAACCCUGGAGAUUUGGAGGGCGCUUCAUGAGUUUCAUCAAAGAGUCACACUGGGAUGGUUUGACGGGGAGACUGUCGUUCAACAAGUCAUCGGGUCUGCGUACAGACUUCGACCUGGACAUCAUCAGUCUGAAGGAGGAAGGACUUGAAAAGGUGGGGAAGUGGAGUGUGUCGGGAGGUCUUAACAUCACAGAACUGCCGAAGCGAAAAGGGAUGAACAUCACCGAUUCCCUGGCUAACCGAUCCCUCGUUAUCACCACCAUCCUGGAGGAGCCAUACGUCAUGCUUAAGAAGUCUGACAAGGCGCUGGUUGGGAACGAUAGAUUCGAAGGAUACUGCAUCGACUUGCUCAAGGAGCUGGCCAUCGUCCUGGGCUUCACGUAUGAGAUCCGCCUGGUUCCUGAUGGGAGAUAUGGCUCUCAGGAUGAAAAGGGCCAAUGGAAUGGCAUGAUAAGGGAACUGAUAGAGCAUAGGGCAGACUUGGCAGUGGCUCCCUUCACCAUCACCUAUAUGCGUGAAAAGGUCAUCGACUUCACCAAGCCCUUCAUGAACACUGGAAUCAGCAUCCUGUAUCGCAAACCCAAUGCCACCAACAACGGCUUCUUCUCCUUCCUGAACCCCAUGACUCCUGACAUCUGGGUCUACAUCCUCCUGGCCUACCUGGGUGUUAGCUGUGUCCUCUUUGUCAUUGCCAGGUUUAGCCCGUAUGAAUGGUACGACGCCCAUCCCUGCAACCCAGGAUCAGAUGUGGUGGAGAACAACUUCACCCUCUUCAACAGCUUCUGGUUUGGAGUCGGCUCCUUAAUGCAACAAGGCUCAGAACUGAUGCCCAAAGCCCUGUCCACCAGGAUCAUCGGGGGGAUCUGGUGGUUCUUCACCCUCAUCAUCAUAUCCUCGUACACUGCUAAUCUAGCAGCCUUUCUCACUGUGGAGAGAAUGGACUCGCCUGUGGACUCAGCCGAUGACAUCGCUAAGCAGACCAAGAUUGAGUAUGGUGUGGUGAAGGAUGGAGCAACCAUGACUUUCUUCAAGAAAUCCAAGGUUUCUACAUUUGAGAAGAUGUGGGCCUUUAUGAGCAGCAAGCCGAGCACUUCCCUUGUAAAGUCUAUUGAAGAUGGGAUUCAGAGAGUGCUGAAGUCAGACUAUGCCCUCCUUAUGGAGUCUGCAACUAUUGAUUACAUUACUCGGAGGAACUGUAACCUGACCCAGGUGGGAGGGCUCAUCGACAGCAAAGGCUACGGCAUCGGCACCCCCCAAGGCUCCCCGUACAGGGACAAAAUCACCAUGGCAAUCCUAAACAUCUUGGAGGACGGGCGCCUACACAUGCUGAGGCAGAAGUGGUGGAGUGUGAGCAGCUGCUUAGACGAAGAGCGUCACGAGACAGGCCCCUUGGGUAUUCAUAACCUGGGUGGGCUAUUCAUCGUGCUGGCAUGUGGACUAGUGCUCUCCAUUUUUGUGGCGAUUGCUGAAUUCCUCUACAAGCUAAGGAAGACUGCAGAACAUGACCAGAGGUCUUUGUGCAGUGUCAUGGUGGACGAGAUCAGACUGUCGUUCACCUACGAGAGGCGGGUGAAACACAAGCCUCAGCCUCCAGUCAUGGUGAAGACGGAUGCAGUGAUCAACAUGCAUGCCUACAACGACCGCCGACUCCCGGGAAAGGACAAUAUGAGCUGCAGCACUGGGAUGACCCCCGUGUUCCCGUGACAAUGUGUUCCCCCCAGGGCAAGAGCCUCCUGAGCAGCGUGUCAGGGGGGGUACCAGAGACUAGAGACAAUGGCAUAGACGGGAUAACCAGAUUCACCAUUAACCACAAUGACAUGGGGACACUAACUAAACAUGGGCAUCUCAAAAUGGCAGCCUCAGCCACACAGGUAUGACAACAUUCACGACUGUAUUCCAAACCACAAGAGGUAAAAGUAAUAUUUGCAAGAGGCUGGGGGAAAUCGGUUUACCCAAAUGAUCAGUUUCAAGUCUGAUGUUUACGUGCGCAACACAGAAACACAAGAAAAAUAUAGACUGUUCAAGGAAACAGUGAAAAGACUGACGAAAUACGGACAAAAGCAAGAAGAAAGGCGGUGUUAAGAAUGGCAAUAAAUCAGAUAUACAUGGAGGACAAAGAGCAGUUUUAGUUGGUGAUCAGUUUUGCCCCACAAUUAAAUGAUAAAAAAAGUUCCUACUUUCAUCCUGUUUUAUACAAGCUUCCAAAUGGCUUUUGAUGGCAGUAAAUAAUGUUGCCUCAAACAUGUUUUCGAGGCUUCAAUGGUUAUCUUUGAGUCAUAGGCUACAGGUUAUGAGACGAGAUGUUUUGGUUUGCUGGAAGAGUAUCUGCAGUAUUGCUGCUGUUGGAAACCCAUGGAGAGUCAAAACUGUUGGAGUUGAUUAACUAUAUUGUAACACACAAGCAAUUCAUUAUAAAUGCAGAGAUUGAUUUCAGCAAAAGUACAUUCUAUGUCAAAAGGAGUUUUAACAUAAUGAAAUUAGAUAAAAUAUUGAUUGCCAAAGAUUUGAAUAUUCAUCAUAACUAGGUUCAGUACAGUUCAGGCCAGUUCCUGCUCACCUUGUUUUUAAUAGAGCGCUAAUAUUGUGUUCAAUGCAAAGUCAAUAUGAAUGGUUGAAAUGGGACUAAGGGGAGCAGUUUUUCCAACCAUGCAAGGCAAUAUUAAUACAAAGCAAAUGUUAAUUGUGGCAGUGUAUUUUACUUGCCAUCUGAAAUGAUUGUUGACAACAAUAUUUGCAUAGGAAGCAUAAGGAGAAAAAAAAGGAUUUUGAAAUAGAACAUCUCUCCUAAACACAACAAAACAUAACGAAAAGAUCUUGAUUUCCAAAAAAUCUGUUAAAUACUGAGAACAUAAACCAAUUUUAAACAUUUGUUUGUUAAUCUUUGAUCAAAUGGUAACAGGUCUGUACUUAUAAAUACACAGAAAAAUAUAUUAGGUCACAGAGACAAAAAGAUUAGAUACUGUGACCUCCAAACUUUUUUUAUUUUGUAUUAAAUGUACAUUUAUUGGUGCCAUAUCCAUAAAACAACAUUCUAGUCCAUGUGUGGCGACAGGAUUAUUUAACAUCCAAACUCAUUCUGAAAACUUGUUUCAACAGUUUCUUAAUUUGUGUGAUUAAUGCUUUUUGGCAGGAAACAGAUUGUUUAGCAUCAUGCAACUGAUUAAGAGGGUUUGGUUUUAACUGUGAACACAUUUUGAAGGUUAUCUCAGACUUGAAAGUCACAAGCUUUUUCUGUUUAAUUUCCCAACGUGGACAGAAUAAAUCUAUAUGUGUAGUGCGUGAAAAUGCUGAACGAUAAUGUGAUGAAUAGAUAAGAUAUGAUGAUUUUGUGUGGUCAUGUUGACUUUCAUGCCGUUUGAGUAAGUGUAUAUCUUCAGCAAAUGUCAUGCCGUAAGAAGAUUGAGGAGUCUGUCAGCUGGGGGCCGAACGACCAGCAAACCUCUGUGAGGUUUACGUUGUCGAUACGUUGAGUCAAAAAAACACUUAUCUAUGAUCCAAGGAAAGUCCAAUCUGUAAAAGUUAGCAUUGGUUUGGUAGAGAUCCACUGUAUAAUUGUCUAUCGAUUCCCUUCUGCAGAGUAGAGUAUGUAGAUAAGAUCAGCAGGAGAAAAUGUAUUUUGCUAAAUUUAUACUGUUAUAAAUGAAUUCUGUUCACAGUCAAAUAUGUUCUAGAUGCUAUUUAUUUCAUUAGAGAGGUCACUUUAACCUACUUCCUCACUUUACCCCAGUUCCACAGCCCCAAACCUUUUUUAUUUAUUUAAUGGAAAUGCAUUAUAUAAUAGUAUAUUGGAUAACUAUCAUCCAGUUGGAAAACUAUGUAAAUCCUCGUUUAUGAUGACCGAUAUUUCUACAAGGUGAACGUGAAAUGGAAAGAAUUUAGGGGACACUCUUAGAAUAGGGAGACUUAGGGUUUAUCUUGUGUAACUGGACCUUUACUGCUCUUAUCCAAUUAGGACCUUGUCUUUGGCUGCGGCUGACUCGUGGUUACAAGACGUUGCUGUUACCCUCAUGUGUACUGUAGCUUUCCAUGGAGGUGAUUCAAAGACUCAAGUUUGCUUGUAUGUCACCUCUGUAAUAUGUGAAAAUAAUUGAAAAAUUCAUUAUAAUCAACAUUUGUUGGAAUUACAACAGGGUUUCGGAUUUGGCUGAUUCAGUCAGUUUGGUUACUGAAUAUAUACAUCUUUUUUAUAAAUUAAUGUGAAUAAUAAUGUCAUUUUACACAAAAAUGGUAUGAAAUGUGAGAGAAAAGUAAUUCAAAAUGUAAGCUACAUAUCCUGUGUUCCAUUAGAAGUGUGUGAUUAUGAGUUUAGAUUUUCCAGCAGUCACAACAGUAUGCCUUUUUAUGUAUACCUUUCUUUUUAGUUGCACAGCUUAUAUUAUUUGGCAGAAAACCUCUCGAACAAUACGAUACAUAUGUUGGUACCAACCAGGGUUUUCUUUGUUGACAUGCAGAAUUUCUAUGAAUAUAGUUUUUGUAAGGUUUUGUAAAAAAACAGGGGGGAAAACGAUCUUGUUUUCCUAGUAACUGUAUGUGUUAAGAGAACAUUAGAAAGACUGACAUCCGAGUAGAACAUGGGGACAUGAAUCUAAAUAUUAUAGAAAAGGUGUUGAAUUAUUUUCUUUUUAACACAUUGUGAAUAAUUCAAUUGUACAGUUUGCUGUAUGGGUUAUAUGACAUUUUAAAUAAAAAAUACAAACGUUA
Messenger RNA from Gymnodraco acuticeps, 6490 nucleotides. It is a transcript of the gene grik3, whose product is annotated as glutamate receptor ionotropic, kainate 3. Gene Ontology annotation, biological process: synaptic transmission, glutamatergic; monoatomic ion transport; modulation of chemical synaptic transmission. Gene Ontology annotation, molecular function: transmitter-gated monoatomic ion channel activity involved in regulation of postsynaptic membrane potential; kainate selective glutamate receptor activity. Gene Ontology annotation, cellular component: kainate selective glutamate receptor complex; postsynaptic membrane; plasma membrane. NCBI's taxonomy places the organism in Eukaryota, Metazoa, Chordata, Actinopteri, Perciformes, Bathydraconidae. The record is from RefSeq and is a predicted model, not a curated record. The transcript is spliced from 16 exons. Bases 737 to 3493 code for a protein of 918 amino acids.